AUGGUGUUGGAGGGGUGCAGCCAGGCAGUAACCCCCGAGGCAUUGGAUCUGCACAGACCCCCAGAGCUUCCCCUCGUACCCAACAGCAACGAACACUCCCUCACUGACAAAGACAUCGUCAAGUACGGAGAAUUCAUUGUCUUGGGUUACAAUGGGUCACUGGCUAACGGAGACCGAGGGAGACGGAGGAGCAGACUGGCCUUGUAUAAGAGAGCGAGUCCCAAUGGUGUCAAGCCCGAUGUCAUCCAUAUCACAUCAACACCCCUGGCUUCAAAGGCACUGAGUAACAUGGGGCAGCACAGUGUGUCUUACACCCUGUCUCGCAGUCAGUCUGUCAUCGUGGAGUACAGUCACGACAAUAACACGGACAUGUUCCAGAUCGGCCGAUCGACAGAGACGCUCAUCGAUUUUGUGGUGACCGACACGGCCCCCAGCAGCCAGACCAACAGCGAGUCGCAGUCCAUGCAGAGCACCAUCUCCAGGUUCGCAUGCCGCAUCACCUGCGGGCGCAGCCCACCCUACACUGCGCGCAUUUACGCAGCUGGAUUCGACUCGUCGAAGAACAUCUUCCUCGGUGAGAGAGCUGCAAAGUGGCGGACUCCAGAUGGAUUGAUGGACGGUCUCACCACGAAUGGUGUCCUGGUGAUGCACCCUGCUCACGGUUUCUCUGAUGACUCCCUGCCUGGUGUGUGGCGCGAGAUCUCGGUCUGUGGAAAUGUGUAUGCACUGAGGGAGACACGGUCCGCACAGCAGAGAGGGAAGCUGGUGGAGAACGAAUCCAACGUAUUACAGGACGGCUCGCUGAUUGACCUGUGUGGUGCUACACUGCUCUGGCGCACCACUGAAGGUCUGGAGAACGCGCCCACCCUCAAGCACCUGGAGGCGCUGCGGCAGGAGAUCAACGCAGCCCGCCCGCAGUGCCCAGUGGGCUUCAGCACACUAGCGUUCCCCAGCCUGGCCCGGCGGGAGGUCAUCGAGAAGCAGCAGCCCUGGGUGUACGUCAGCUGCGGACACGUGCACGGCUACCACAGCUGGGGCUGCCGCAAGGAGGCUGGGGGCGCCGCCAGCGAACGCGAGUGCCCUCUCUGCCGGCAGGUGGGGCCCUACGUGCCCCUGUGGAUGGGCUGCGAAGCAGGGUCGUACCUGGACGCCGGGCCUCCCAGCCACGCCUUCUGCCCCUGUGGUCACGUCUGCUCAGCCAAGACGGUGAAGUACUGGUCGCGGAUCCCGCUCCCUCACGGCACACACGACUUCCACGCGGCCUGCCCUUUCUGUGCCACCUGGCUGACUGGUGACAAGGGCUACAUCAAGCUCAUCUACCAGGGACCCCUCGACUAAAUGCCCUCCGAAUCCCACUCUGCUUGUUCCUUUACAGCACUAACGGCUUAACACCACAGGCCACAAAUCUCACCCUCUCUCUCUCUCUCUCGGGAAUCAUUAUAUUUAUGCAAAAACCUUGUCCUUUUUUAAAAAGAAAUUAUAAAAAGAUAUAUAUAAUAUUUGGCAGUGUGAAAAAUGCUGAAAGCAGGAGUCUAAAUGGUUGUUUUUGUAAAAGGUCAAAUUAAAAGGUUUAAGAACA
Messenger RNA from Carcharodon carcharias (great white shark), 1579 nucleotides. RefSeq names its product E3 ubiquitin-protein ligase pellino homolog 1-like. The record is from RefSeq and is a predicted model, not a curated record. Gene Ontology annotation, biological process: regulation of Toll signaling pathway; protein K63-linked ubiquitination. The transcript has 6 exons. Gene Ontology annotation, molecular function: protein binding; ubiquitin protein ligase activity. Lineage: Eukaryota; Metazoa; Chordata; Chondrichthyes; Lamniformes; Lamnidae. The coding region runs from base 1 to 1338 and encodes 445 amino acids.